CCUUCUUGCACUGCCAGAUGUAUGGUGUGCUGCACACAGGUGCGUGCGUAAUGUUACACUCGCCUGCAUGUCGGUCUGCAGAUGGACCGACAGGACAGACCGACAGGAUGGACACAGGAAGCAGCAGUACGACAGCAGGCAGCGUUCGACGAACAGUCAUUUCCACGCGCCACAUGCAGUGUGCCCCGACCCCUCUAUCAACAGAGGUGCUUGUCUCGGGUGUUGCGCACCCUCCACGCAACACAUCAACAGCAGCCCACCACAUCAUGGCCAAUGGUCAGUCACUUGGCAGUGCCCGCCGUGGCCUGCUGGCGUGCCUCGUAGCCGCGCCAGUACACCUACACACACACACAGUGUUCAUUCAACCUGUGUGUGUGUAUGGCGCUGUUGUUCACCUGUCCGUAGCUGGCGUAGAGCUCCUCUCCUGGCUCGAUGGCGCGAAGAGCUAUCACCUCGGCCCUCCUGCACACACACACACACAUAGAGAGGCCAGCUGUGCAUGACUGGUGAGCGGUCUCACUUGAGCGUCUUGAGUUUGUUGAAUCUGACGUUUAUCUUGCUCUUGUCGAAGUUGUCAUUGAUGUAGCGAGCCAACACCUGCAGAGCCACGCAGCCAACCAGCCCCUUGGACCACGGCGACCAUGAGUUGUGUGCCACACACACUCCUUCUGUCAGACCUCUGGGUGUGGUCCCGCGUCGAUGUGGGCGUUGAGUCCGAAGCCGCCCAUCACAUAAGUCCGGUCCCUCUGCUGCAGCAGCUGCCUGCACCACACGUAAGGCACACACAUUCAUCACCCUCCCCAUGUGAGAGGAUGGAUUUUUCUUGCCCAAUUAUUCCCCCUCUCACCUGAGAGUGAGGACAGUGCCGCUGUACUCGCAGAGCACCUCUCCCCGUCUGAAUGCCUUGCAAGCGAACAGCCCCAUUCCAGCGCCGCCGAUGAGAGACCGACGCACCUCCAAACCACAGUCGACACUUCGAGGAUAUUCAUCGCCACAGCCGGCCGCAUCAGAUGCCAUGCAAUUCAUGCCAUCACGUCACCACUGCC
This is a messenger RNA of Vitrella brassicaformis, 1046 nucleotides long. The record is from the annotation of a GenBank genome assembly. Lineage: Eukaryota; Vitrellaceae.